This is a messenger RNA of Astyanax mexicanus (Mexican tetra), 1112 nucleotides long. RefSeq names its product cms1 ribosomal small subunit homolog (gene cmss1). Lineage: Eukaryota; Metazoa; Chordata; Actinopteri; Characiformes; Acestrorhamphidae. Bases 64 to 948 code for a protein of 294 amino acids. The record is from RefSeq and is a predicted model, not a curated record. The transcript is spliced from 9 exons. Gene Ontology annotation, cellular component: 90S preribosome; nucleus.
GGAGCUCCUAAGCGCGAAUCUGCGGGUGUGAAUCACACCGUAGCGGAUUGAGGGCGGCGCGCGAUGGGGGACGAUCUGGGAGAAGAGUGGUGGAAUAAAGACACGAAUUCAGGUGUGUCAGAUCUAGAAGAAGAAGAGGAAGAGCAGGACGUACAGGAAGCAGCGGAGGAGCCCACACAGCAAAAAGCAAAGAAAAGAAAAAAUACAACACAGAAGAAACCGGACAAAGCAAAGAAAAAGAAGACAGCACAGAAAGAAUGCUUCAUCUCAAACGAGAUAACAAAAGGAGAGGCAGAGAUCGGAGACAAGAAGAUAAAGAAGAGACGGAAGAAAAAGACCAUCACAGAUGUCCUAUCAAGUUCACAGCCUGCGCCAGGCUCUCCAGAUGACCUCAGGAGCCUUCUGCUUAGCCACUUUCUUGCAACCCGGUCUGUUAUUGAACAGGAGGAGCUCGGACUUCCGGAAACGUGUUUCCUGAAGAGUAAUGAUCUCACACACAGCUUAUCAUCCUACCUCAAAGAAGUUUGUCCUAAGUGGGCUAAAGUACAGAAGCAGCACACGCAGACGGGGUCGGUGGUGCUGCUGGUCGUUUGUGGUUCAGCUCUGAGGACCAUCGAGCUCAUCAAACAGUUGACUACAUUUAAAGGAGAGGCUAAAGUGAUAAAACUCUUCGCCAAACACAUAAAAGUCGAGGAUCAGAUGAAGCUGCUGAGUAAAGGUGUGCUUCACAUCGGCGUCGGCACUCCUGGAAGAGUCGCCACACUUCUGGAGAAAGAUGGAAUGAACGUACAGGGGCUGAGGUAUCUGAUACUGGACUGGAACUACAGAGACCAGAAACAGAGGAGGAUGAUGGACAUACCAGAGGUUAAGGCUGCUGUUCUCAAAAUGAUGGAGAGUGAAAUUAUUAAGAAAUGCCAAGAAGGAGCUGUUAAAAUUGGACUGUUCUGAGUUCUGUCUUUCUGCACAUUUCCACCAAGACAUCUGUUUUCUCACAUUUCUUAUAUUUCUUAUUAUUUGUAUAUGUUUUAUUACUGAUCAAAAUGAUGUUCUCUAAGCAAACACACAUUGUCCACUGUUGGCUAUCAGAAAAUAAACUGAUUUGACAAAAAACA